AUGCGUACGCGCGUGGAUCGUUCCGUUGACGUCUACAUUGCCCUGCACCCGUGCGUCGCAGAUGGUUUGGAGGAAACAACCGGCAGCGCGUGUUGUGCCAGUGAUAGGGCGCAAGAGGAAGUCCCUGGAGGCAUGACUCACGGCAACAGGAUGCCGUGCAUAGUACUGCCUUCUUCUUUGCAACUUCAGGGAAGCGGAACACAUAUCCUGUUUCACAAUGGCUGUAUUGGACAUCGGUCCAUCGCGGCGUCGCUGGGUGGCGCGGCGUGGGACGAGUUACGGCGGAGUGGCACUGUUUGGUUUCUCUCCUGCGUUCCCCCCAAUCUUUCUGCAGAGGGUGAACGUGAGGCCUUGGGUGGACUGGGCGGCGUGGAGGCAGCCAUGCUGGAUGACUUGACAGGACGGGUGCUACAAGUUGCCUCCGCGCCCCUGACAGUGUCGUUAAUACAGUGGAGGGAGGGAGGGGCUGUGUCCCAUGCGGCGGACGCAGAUGAACCGCCCUGGCGCCACUCGAGUCAAAGCAGCGGCCACUUUGCAGAUAAGCGUGCGGUGGUGGAAUUUGUGAAGGAGGGCGUAAUGGAAAAGGAACGAGAAACAGCAACGUUUUGCUUUCAUUUGGUAAGCAUUACAUUUUUUGAUCCCAAGUCUGCACGCACCUGUGAGAUUGUGCUGGCGGGUGUAAAAGCGUCUUUUGAGGCCUUGUCCACAGCCACCUCCCGAGCCCUCGUCGCGGUGCGCUGUUGCUUCGCGAAUGCGGCUUCCACCUCUCUGGGAGAAGCACAGCCCCACGGCCCCAGCAGUAAUUUUCUUUCCGAGCCCAACGCAUGGGUUUCACAAAUUUUACCAAAAGAAAUUGUUCGUUUUCUUGUCGCACGACGCUCUUCCUCCAAGGAGGGAGAGGGAGAGGCAGUGGGGGCGGCGGCGCGCGAAGAAGGGGCUGGUCACGUGGGUUUGCCGCCAGUACGAGUGGUGUACGCCGUUCUGGAGGUGGAUGAGAAGGCGCUUCUCCACCGGGAAAAGGGGGCGCGCGCCGACCACAGUGCAUUCGUGCCAAUCCUGCGAUAUCUCUUCUUUUGGUGCCCGCUGGGGGCUCUCGUGGUGGGUGAUGACGUUGAUGGGGGUUGUGACGGCGCCGACCGUCGUGACAACAACGCCGGGACCGGCACCCAAGGUGAGACACACGGCAUGGAUACACCGCAAAGACCCGCUCAUGAGGCAGGCAAGUCGAAAGGGUGGCUACAGCAGCUGCUGAUCGAUCCCUUGAUUUUUUCCCGGCUAACGGAGGACUGUCGUGAUGGAAGUAGCGAGAUGAUCUGCUCCAAGGGGCGCCUUCUCGCUGCUCUUGAGUACUCGCACCAUGUAGCAAACUGGGCGAGGGAGAAGGGGCUGCAGCGACGGGUGCGACGUCUUAUUUCGUCUGCAACGCAUCCAAGUACAUCUGUCGUCGAUGUGCUGAGUUUUUUUAGCGCGGAAAGUGACGCAGUUACGUGGUGUCAGCGGCUUGAGUGGCAGUAUUACACCAUGCUUGGGGAUCUUUUUGCGGCGGACGCGACUCCGUCAAGGUGUCUUCUCGCAAUUGCGCACCAGCAGCAUCGUGAAGCUUCCGUUCAGUGUCCAGAAGUACCGGAAACACUGGACAGAGAAAGCGAAAGAGAAAGGAUGCCAUUGUGGCAUGAAAAGUGUCGUGAAGGCCCUCUGGAGCCUCCUUCAGCGGCUAUUACCAGCAUGGAGCCCCGUGUAUUAUCUUUGCCGUCUGAGGAGUCAAGUUCGCCGGGGGCCGAUUUGCUAACACACGGACGAAGGCUGCCGUCGUUGUUAGUGUCUUCUCGCGAUCUGCCGCACCGCUUGAGUGAAGCUGAGGCCGUUCGAAGACUUCUGAUUAAGCUCCGUGCUGCAGAGUCCAUGGAGUCCAUACUGGUUUCUCUUGCGGCUCAGUGGCAAAGUUGUUGCGCGAAACAAAUGAAUUCCCCCGGAACACUGCAGCUCACUAAGGGGGAGGACGAGGACGAGGAGGUAGAAGAGGCAGGGCAGCAUGGUUCACUUGGACGUCACGGCGAACUCUAUGCUCAGUUGGAGUUGCUACAAGGAUAUGCCAAUGUGCUGGAGGACGUCUUCUUCUCCUUUCUGCUGGACAAUGUCGAAGAAAAGUUCGCAUGCUUUAUGGCAGCUGCCGCUGCUCAGACGCGCGAAACCAAAAUGCCCGCGAUCUCUGCUUCCCCCUCCAACCUCAUGGAUACUGCCGUGCAGGCGACCGUGCCACCUAAUGAACAGCCGUCGAAGCUCAUGGGUGUCAACUUCCCCGGUUCGGAGCCAUACAUUCCUUUGGCAAAUGAAGAGUCGCGUCAGCCGUUAUCGGCUGAGGUGUCAUCGACGACGAUGUCAGUCUGCCCGUUCGAGGACGGAGGCUUUGCCGUGCAGCGGCGACCUAGCGAGGAUGGUGAUGCACCACCGACGAUGGAGGAAGACACCCUGAGUGAGUCAUUUCCUCGUACUGCAGAAGCAGCAGCGAACGACCGCGGCGCAGAUGGUAGUACCGUUUUGAGGGAUGACUGUCGGGCGCCGAUGACAGGGAGGGGGACGGUGAUCUCCUCUUGCCUGGAUCGUGGCUGCCCCAACGAAGACAAGCCGAAUAGGAUUUUAGCUCGGCAUCGUCAUCGGCUCUGUCGAGCCCACGCACGCGGUUCCGUGCAGGAUCCGCUCUAUCGGCGACUACUCUCUACGGGAGGCGUCAAUAAUGUUGCGGACGGUCGAGUUACGCGCAACGGGCCAAUACCCGCCCUAAGUUUUUCUGCUAUUACGGAGGAGAGCGCAGGUUGGUCCGAAACGCGGGACCUCGAUGACUUCAGGAAGCUGUUGGCGUACAGUAUUUACGUGGUGGGGGCGGCAGGCUCUGGAAAAACGAGUUUGAUAUGCGCACUGUUGCGUGAGGCGUCCCCGGUCGCCCCUUCUCCAACGCUGGAGUUGCACACAAUGAAGAUUCGGCGGACAUCAACCGUUGUUGAGGUGCCCCUUCCGAGGGACCCGCUGCCUCUGGGUGGCCACCGCAAUGCUACGGCGUCCAACCUGCGGCGGUGGCUGGCCGCUGGUGAUGAGGGAGACACGGCGCCUUCUCGGGUUGGCGUGAACCUUGUGGAGUUGCCGAGUCCUUUUUUACUUGCGGCAAGCAUGGGACGCGUGAAGCUGCCAAGCCGAGGGGUUGUGUAUUACGUUACCUAUCGUCUGCGGGAGGACUGGGAACUGGCGCAGGAAGCGAUAUGGCGGCAUGUGCUUACGCUGCAGCACGCUGUGGCGAUGCCAAGUUUACAUGUUGCCCGUGUGCGGAGAGGCGACGCGGACAGCGCGGCGGCAGACUCAGGUGGGGAGGCGUUGUAUUUGCCGGUGGUGUUGGUCGGCACCCACGCAGAUCCCUUCUCCGACGCCCUUUUUACGGAACAGUCUGCGGCGGCGCAAGAGCACUUGGAUCGCCUUCGGCGGUGGUUCGAGCAACGGGUUGGGCAGCAGCAGACAUCAGCCGAAAAGAAAAAUCUCCUGCCGCGGCCGCUACUAGUCGAUUGCUGCCUCACAAACACGUCCAACUUCCUAUUUCUCUCUGAAAACUCGAAGCACAAGGCGGCGUUUCAGACGCUUUUUCAUAGAACGCUGAGUUUUCUUCACCACACUGCGCCAUUGAGUCCAUGGCACCUCUUGGCACGGUGGCUUCCCCAGCGCCUGCUCUUCCCACGUGGAACUUCUCUUGAGGCGGUCAGUGUAGCCGCCGAGGCGACGAAGUUGGCAGGGGGGGACGUGCGUGUGAUGGCGAAUGGGACGCUUGAUGGGUUUUGGGAGUGUCAACGCCACCGUGGUGAAGCUGCCGCGGCGAUGGAAAACCAGCACCGCGAAGAAGCCCACGACGAUGGCGGGGCGCGCCAGAUCCCUCUCACUCGCCCCAUCUCCCCGCAUACACUAGGGUUGUGGUGGUGCCGUAGUUCAGCGGGGCUCCUCGUUCUCUUUACCGCCCUCCAACGGCUACGGCAAUUUGUUUCUUGCUGCUUUGACGAGCAAUCCUUGGAUAACGCGGUGCUGUACCACCUGGGCUUUGUCCGUCCAGAUGACCCCGAUGAAGCGGAAGCGGGUGAUGCGAAGGAGCGCUUCCUGUCUGAGAGGGAUGUGUUUCUGGAGGCGCUACUGGAAGAGUGUCGGCUUCGCGGCGUGCUCUGGUUCCUUUCCUGCCCUCCAUCUCAGUUCCUGCAGGAGAGUGAGUGCGGGAGUGAAGUGCGUUGUGCUCACCACCCACCGUCCUUCUCGGGGCCGCCGCCGCCGCCGCCGCCUCAGCAGCUGCGCAUGGUGCUUAUUGGUCCAGAGUGGGUGGAGAACAUCUGGUCCAAAACGUUGGCGCCGCAAAUGGUGGUGCACCACACCACGUCUCUUUUACGCGCUUCUGACAGCAUCCUAACGGAUGCCUUGAGUACUGUCUGUGGGUAUUGCGAGGAACAGCUGGGCGUCGCAUUUACCGCAGCAUACUUUGCGGCAGUGUGGCCGCAUUUGUCGCAGCCUUUGCCGACGGCCGCUGCAGAGGCCUCUGCUGGCACUGUGGACGAGAUGUGUGAAACUUUCUAUCAGUACCUCACACGAGGCUCUGUUUCGCUGGCGCUGCUGCACUUAUUAUGGGGUCCACCGUAUAACACUCUUGCCAAGAAUGAAUUGAGUGCUGGAAUGGCUCUUGUGGGGAGUGGAUUGGCAGUCAGAAAGGCGAGGAAUGAACGCGGGGAACCAAAUCCUGGUGCUCAAAGUUGGCUCAUGCAGUUGCAUCUGCCAUGCGCUGUGGUGUCGGCCGGCAGUUUGUUAGGUGCACAUGGAGACGAAAACUAA
Molecule: messenger RNA, 4848 nt
Organism: Trypanosoma conorhini
Lineage: Eukaryota; Euglenozoa; Kinetoplastea; Trypanosomatida; Trypanosomatidae
Exons: 1
Coding region: 1-4848 (1615 amino acids)
Source: RefSeq, a predicted model, not a curated record